This is a messenger RNA of Syngnathoides biaculeatus (alligator pipefish), 1049 nucleotides long. It is a transcript of the gene gar1, whose product is annotated as GAR1 homolog, ribonucleoprotein. Gene Ontology annotation, molecular function: box H/ACA snoRNA binding. The record is from RefSeq and is a predicted model, not a curated record. Gene Ontology annotation, cellular component: box H/ACA snoRNP complex. Lineage: Eukaryota; Metazoa; Chordata; Actinopteri; Syngnathiformes; Syngnathidae. Gene Ontology annotation, biological process: ribosome biogenesis; snoRNA guided rRNA pseudouridine synthesis. The transcript is spliced from 7 exons. Bases 239 to 937 code for a protein of 232 amino acids.
CACGGCAGCUAACAGUUUUACGGCAGAAUAUGAUCACACGUGUGUCCGCGCAUGGAGCCUUGCGGAAAUCUAUACACGUUGCUAAAGUUGUAUCGCAAAUCUCUUAUAAUAUAGCUGCUUUUGCACACAUUUCGGUGUUUUAUAUGAUAUAUUAAAAAAAAAUUGCCAUUGUGACGUUCUGUGAAAGUGCUUCGCUUGGAAUUGAUGCUGUUUUGACACUCGGAGAUAAUUUUGAAGAAUGUCGUUCAGAGGAGGCGGAGGACGAGGUGGAGGAUAUAAUAACCGGGGAGGUGGAGGAUAUAAUAACCGAGGAGGCGGUGGAGGAUAUAAUAACCGAGGAGGUGGUGGAGGAUAUAAUAACCGAGGAAGCUUCGGCGGCCGCGGUGGGGGUCGCGGUGGCUUCCGACAGCAAGACUAUGGACCCCCUGAAUAUGUUGUUGAUUUAGGAGAGUUUAUGCACCCCUGCGAGGAUGACAUCGUGUGCAGGUGUACAACUGUAGAAAACAAGGUUCCCUACUUCAAUGCGCCGGUCUACCUGGAAAACAAGGAGCAGGUCGGGAAGGUGGACGAGAUCUUCGGACAGCUGCGCGACUUUUAUUUUUCCGUCAAGCUGUCUGAAAACAUGAAGGCGUCUUCGUUUAAGAAAUUGCAGAAGUUUUAUAUAGAUCCGAUGAAGCUCCUUCCGCUGCAGAGGUUCCUGCCCAGGCCGCCUGGCGUGAAGGGUCCGCCGAGAGGAGGCCGAGGCGGGGGUCGAGGCAGAGGGUCGGGAGGUGGUCGCGGAGGUGGGUUCCGGGGCGGAAGGGGAGGCGGUGGCAGAGGCGGCGGCUUCGGAGGAGGCGGGAGAGGUGGAGGAUUCGGAGGCGGCGGGCGCGGAGGCGGCGGCGGCUUCAGAGGAAGAGGAGGCGGAGGCGGGCGUGGGUUCAGAGGUGGCAAAUGAGCUGCUGUGGGUCCACAGUUUAUCCCAGUCCUUCCUCUAUGAGGGUUAUAAAGUUGGACAUUAUCUCUUUGGGUGGAUUUGUUUUCAUAAAUACAUUUUUUUUAACACUCGU